GGUCGCAAGGUUGGCCACCAUGUUCCAAUGGUGUUCAAACCUAACCUAAAAGUCCACAAAAACAAAUCACUAUUUUGGUGUGAUUAAACGCACAAUUUCGUUUUUCGCAACUAAUGAUGCUCUAAUCUGACCGUUGUUUAGGCCAGUAUGUCGGACGUCGUGGAGCUCCUCUUUUUCGACACUUUUGCGCACGACAACACUGAGGAGCUAAAUCUCGACUUGGUGCAAUUCCCCAAACCCGUGUACGUCACUGAGGUGCGCAUCAUCCCCCUGGGGGCUCGCGUCCAAGCAGACUUCCCUGGAGGCGUUCGUUUAGGAGCGACGAACCCUAGUCAAUUCCAAAUUGAAUUCUUUGUUAAUGACUUGGGCAAGCCCGGGGCUAGCACGUUCGAGAGUUUGGGGGGGUUUGAGUACAACCAGAAUGGGUGUAUUAAUCUUAAUUGUGUGCCAGAGGAUACUGUGAGGAAGAUACCGACAGAUGGGUUGGUGUUGCGGGGGUGGUAUACGACUAUAACGUUAGCGGUGUACGGGACGUUGACUAAUAAUAUUACCGAACAGAUUAUUCAGCCUGUGGUGAAUCCAGCGUUGCCGGCACAACCUAAUACUAUAGCCGAUGCACAACAGAUUAUUUCUGGUAACACUAUUGAGAACGAGUGGAAUCAGGAUAAUAUAACUAAUGUUCCUAUUGAGUAUAAUCAGGGGGCUGCGUCGUACCAGCAAACGUAUAAUCAACCAGAGAAUUAUUCACAGGAAUACAACGAGUAUUAUAAUGAUGUCCCGAAGGACCCCAGGAGUUACCAUCACCCGCCGCCAGAGGGCGAAUGGGACGCGAAGGUGCGGCCGAGAAGUGGCGAGACCGAACGGGACCGGGAAAGAGACAGAGACAGGGAUAGGGACCGAGACCGGGAAAGGUCACGGGAAGUGGGAUAUCAGAAAACUGGCAGUACUGAGCGGGACCACAGCCGGCCGGAGCCCGACCGGCGCGACCGAGACCGAGAGCGGGACAAGAACUACCCGCGGUCGCGCAGCCGCGACCGCCAGUCGCGCGAUUACAGUCGGGACGUGAGCCGAGAGCGAGACUGGGACCACGAGCGCCAGGACUACCGCAACGAGCGCGACUGGGACCGGGACAGGAACCGAGACCGGGACCGCGAUCGAGACCGGGACCGGGACCGCUCGUACAAGCACGACGAGAACUACCGAAGGUCGUACAACCGCGACGAACGGGAGGAGCGGAAACGGCCGAGGACGCCGCCGAUUCAGUCGCCGAAGCGGCCUCACACGCCGCACGGCGAGCGGAAGGAGCCGUCGCCGCCCGAGCCGGACAGCUUCAGCGAGGAGGAGGUGGUGGAGAAGCAGAGGAAGGAGAAGGAGCGGGAGCGGGAAAGAGAAAGAGAGGAGGUGACGCCGGCGCAGAAGAGCCCGGCGAAGGAGGAGACCGCCACCCCUCCCGUGGAGGAGGCCGCCCCCAUGGACGUGGAGGAGUUCGAGCCGAUCUUGAGCGACGAGGAGAUCGUGGACGACGGCUCCGAAGUGGACUACGAUUUCGGCGCCUACACCAACAACGACGACUUAAUCAAGCUCUUCAUUCCUGGUGUGACCAACUUGCGAACGUUCGAGAAACCGGCGACGUUCAGUGUGACCUGCGACGGGCUGCGCGUGGACGAAAACCUGAAAACCACCGUCGGCAUAGUCGACGAUUACUUCAAGUCCAGCAUCACGAAGUACGUCCUGGAGGACUUCACCAAGCUGAACACCGAAAUCAAGGAGGAGUUCAUCCACUUGUGCGAAAAACUCAUCAACACCUUCGGGAGCGUGGAGAACUUCUGCGAGAUCGUGAAGUUCCACGUCGCCGUGAAGGGGCUAAAGGAGCGCAAAUUCGGCGUCGAGGACCGAGAAUUGGCCGAGCAGUUCCAUUGCGUCACGUACACGGUGAUCGAUUGGUUGAAAAUCGCGCUGAGCUACGAAAUGGCGAACAUCCAGGACCAACCGGUGUACAAAAUACGGCAUAUCAAGUGUGGGGUGAGGUUGGCUGAUUGGUGUUGUAAUAGUCCCGAUUUUGUUAAAUUGUUGUGGGAGUCGAAGUUCCACAUUUACGACGUGCUUCUGGGUUUGUAUGACCAGGAGUACAUGGCUUUGUCGAUUAAGCUCAUGAUUCUCAAGGCUUUGGAUAGUUAUCUUUUGCACAAGUUCGCUAUUGAGAGGUUUCUUUUGGGUAAGAAUAGUACGUGUCGGGAAAAUGGGUACCAUGAUACUUUGUGUGUGUCCAAGGACAAUGGGUAUAAAACCCUCGUGGAAAAACUGCGCAGAAAUCCUUCCGUGCGUUUGAAGUUUUCUCUCAACUCUAUUUUGAAAAAACUCAACUUAUAUGAAGUCUUCCAUAAGAUGCACGCGGUACUCAUGGAAAUGCGCAAUUGUCCGUCAGAAAUCACCCAAGGCGAUAUUCACCUAAUCACUAAGUCGUUAGACCAGAUUGUUAAUGCCACCCAGAACGAGCAGUUCGUAUUUUCCCAACCCAAGCGUUUCUUACCGGUUUCGGCGCAGUUCGAGAUAAUCCGAACCGAGACUAAGAACGUCCUCGUCGAGUACUACCGCAUGUUCGAUUUACUCCAAUGCGCCUUCUUGCUUCUGACUUGCCCUAGUACCAUGAACCUUCCAAGUGUAAAGAACCCAAUUUUCGAAAUAUUGUCGGACUUGUUGAAGACGGCGGAAGGUUUGGAGUACUUAGGGGAGAACUGUCAGACGAUGCAGGCCCUGUUGAGGUGUUUGCUACGACCCGACGAAGAAAUGCAGUUCUCGAUUCAGGACUACAUCGAAAUUAAGUCGCACAAUUUGGGGUUGGAAGCGGCUUACAAGAUGGAGGUGUUGUACUACGUGGAGAGCUUAACGAGUGCCGGGGAGAGGUUCAACCACGAUUAUGACGCGUUGGAGGUGGUGGACCAACUCCACGGCUUGUUUUGUUUGACGUUUACCAACAUAGGGCGAAUUUGUGUAGCUGAAGUACUUGGAAUGAAGGACAACAUUGAGUGCUUGUUGCAGUACCUGGGGGACGUGCAAAUCAAAGAUAAGUCCGAAAGUCAGAUCAACAAAAUCAAGAAGUCACCCGGGAUCGCCUACAUUGUCGAUUUAAUCGCGGUGACUAUCACGGCAGUACCGAACGUGCAGUUCCUGGAAGCGUACUUCAAGCAGAUCUACCAGUUCGUGGAUCAGCUGGACUUGUUUGAAGACGGGGUCACCCAAAAACUGGUGGAAAUAAAGUCGUACUUAACACCUCUGGAAAACGUCACUCUUAAUUACGACAAUAUAAGUCACUUUGUUGACGUCAUUAACAAACAAAUCGAGCACGUGACGAGUUUUCCGGGCCCGUUGAUCACAGCUUUGCGGGUGAUCCAAAAUUUGGGUAUAUCUUCAGAUGCAGACGGUUCGGUACUAUCCGAAAACCCGCUAAGUCACUACAUCGAACUUAAGUACAAACACGUCAUUUUGCAGCUAUUUUCGCUAGAUGGUACCACGAUUCUGACGAAGUUGUUGCAGAAAAUCUGCGACCAUUAUGAGCAACCCAGUCUGCAUACUUACGUUUUUGCGUCCAGUCAAGGUUUCCUCAUUCUCAAUUUAAUAUCGCCGUGUGUUGAGCUUCUUAAGCAGAUGUUGACGUACGUGAUUCAGUGCCGUAAUACCAAUUUCAAGGACCUGACGGUGGUACCGAUUCUUCUGCAGACGUAUAAUUUGCUCAGUUCGUACCCCAACACGUGCGGUGGGUACCACCAAGCUCAAGAAACUUGCAAGGUUAUUAUAGACACCCUUUUGGUGUACACGCAGCCGGUGUCUGACGAGAUUCACGAGAAGGAUUCUCUUAGUAAAACCCUCUGGACACUGAUGUGUGGCGAAGUGAUUAAGUACGUAACGUCAGCCCCCUAUACGUUUAUACCUGGGUUAUUGGUACUGUCGGAGCUUCUACCGCUACCGCUACCCAUUCAAACCACUGAAGAUUUAUCCAAAGACGAAGUCACUUGGGUUGUUAAUUUACGAAAGUUGUGGUCUGCGCAUUUGCACCCCCAUAGUACCAGUAUUCAAGAGUUGAUUAAUAAAUUGUGUAGUACCUCGCACUCUCAAUUGGUCAAUCUUUUGCGCCGGGUGUGCGUCCAGUUGGCAGACCUGGCCGCCAAUUCCGCUACAAUGAUCGCCAGAGGAAUUUUAGACUCAGUGUACAAGGGUUUAGUUCCCACCGAUGACACCAAAAUCGGGGUGUGCAGCAACCACGUGACCCGUUUGUUGAACUUCCUCGCUUGCUUGGUCACCCACAGUACCCUCAAGUGCGCCGUGUUGCACCUCAUCCACAGCUCCAGCUCCAAGAGCGACGAGAAGUACCCGACCCUAGUCCACGUGUUCGCGCAAGUCCUCAAAGUCAACAGCAGUAGUACCACUCACAUCCAAGCUCAGGAGUGCAUUCUGAGCAUAAUUCAGAGCUUCUGCGACGUGGAGAUCACCCUGCUUCAGAGCAGCGUCGCCGCCGAGGUCACGUCGGACCUCUACCUCGCCAACGCGCUCCCCGUGAAGGAGCACCUGCUCACGUUCAUCGCCAUGAUCCUGGACUACCUCCAGGUGGACAGUUCGUUCGUGACGUAUCUGCCGGCGGUGCGGACGCUGCUGCUGCUGACCGAGCACGACUACGGGUUCUACCACUUGAAGGAGCAGCUGGGGAAGAGGGGGGACGUGUUCGGGGUCGUUUUGAAUAAGUUGGCGCGGAAUUUCUCCAAGGAGAACGCGGAGUGUCUGUCGACGCUGAACACGCUGGUGGAGUUUAUCAGGGUUUGUUCGAGCUGCGAGGAGGUGGAAGGCGCGCUGUACACGCCGAGGAAGAUGAGGAUGGCGCUGGGGGAGAUCAAGGCGGUGGUGGGGUGGAAGGGGGAGCUGAGCGGGGACGAGAGGCAUCCGCUGGUGGCGCUGGAGGAGAUACUGAAGAAACUAAAAGACGAAGAAAUCACCUUCGAGAGCCUCCUCGAGGGCGUCAGCACCGUGGUGAAAUCCCUCCAGUCCGACUCCCCCGACGGCCGCGACUCCUUCCCGGAGCCCACCCUCCCCGAGCCCGAGACCCUCCUCGUUCAAUUCUCCGGCCGCCUCAUCUUCAACUCCUCCGAGGUGUGCGACGAGCGCCUCACCAUCCGGUACUGGCUCUCCAUGCCCACCGACGAGUCCGAGUACGAGAACGUCUCCUGCGACCUGGCCGAAGUGGCCCGCCAGUACCUGCCCCAGGAGUUCAACAUCGCCCGCGAGAUCGAGAAGCUGUGCCGAAUCUGCCCCUCGGAGGCCAGCAACGAGAAGGAGAACCAAGACAACGACCAGAAGGCCAAGACGAAGAAGCCUUUCAUAACCCCCGUGCGGGCGCGGGGCUUCCCGAGGACGAUCCAGCAGCGCUCGGACGUGUUCAGGUCGAGGCCGCCCAACACGUCGAGGCCGCCGUCGCUCCACGUCGACGACUUCGUGGCGCUGGAGACGUGCGGGGCGCAGCCGACGGGGCCCACGGGGUACAACAAGUUCAGCCGGGAGCUGCUGGCGUCGACGAGGCUGGCGAGGGGCAGCAGGGGGAGGGCGUUCGUGACGUCGGAGAGGUCGGUGCAGUGCAGGCAGAUGUCCUGGUGGGGAGUGAAUCUUGUUCGGGGUUCGUAUUGAUGUUUAUGUGGUUGUAAUGAUAGGAUAUGUUUAAAUAAAUAAAUUAAAUUUUAUUUCUUCA
Messenger RNA from Zophobas morio, 5731 nucleotides. RefSeq names its product protein virilizer (gene vir). Gene Ontology annotation, molecular function: RNA binding. Lineage: Eukaryota; Metazoa; Arthropoda; Insecta; Coleoptera; Tenebrionidae. The coding region runs from base 148 to 5670 and encodes 1840 amino acids. Gene Ontology annotation, cellular component: RNA N6-methyladenosine methyltransferase complex. The record is from RefSeq and is a predicted model, not a curated record. The transcript has 7 exons.